UGAUAUCAAGGGUCACAGCAACAUCAAUCUCGCGAGCAUCGCCAUUUUUGGUUCAGUCAGCUGUUUCUUUUUACAGUGUAAACAUAAAAUCGCAAGAGGAAGUGGAAAAAGACGAACAUUUAAUAUCGUUGAGAUUUCUGGAAAAGUACAUGAAUAAGGGUCUAACUUAGAGGACGUAGGAUCCACAGCCUGCGCAGAACCUGCAUUUAAGGAUUGAAGAUGAUUGACAGCACUCAGUCCUCUGUUUCAACUUCAUUGCACCUCUGCACUGCUUUUAUCAUUCCAUUCCUCCUCUGUGACACCCCUACUGUGGAAGCCGUCAUCAUUGCACACUCAAGUAAUAACACUACUGCAGUCUUUGAUGAUUUGCCUGCGCUGUUUGGUUACCAGUUACCAGAAGAUGGCCUGACAGGCUACAUAAUAGAAGCUAAGCCAGAGAAUGCUUGUAUACCUAUACAGGCUCCUCCAGAGCAGAGCAACUUCACAAAGUUUAUUGCUUUGAUUCGCAGAUACAGCUGCAACUUCGAUAUCAAGGUGCUGCAUGCACAGCAGGCGGGGUUCAGUGCUGCUGUCGUGUACAAUGUGGAUUCUGACAAGUUACUAAACAUGGGUUGGAGUGAUGCAGAAGUAAUGAACCAGAUCAAAAUUCCAUCUGUCUUCAUAGGAGCAACGUCAUCUGACUAUCUGCGAACACACUUUACAUAUGACAAAGGUGCCUAUGUUGUAUUGAUGCCAGAGUUCAACUUUCCUCUAGGAUAUUACCUCAUUCCCUUCACUGGUGUGGUGGGCAUUGUGGUCAUUGUUAUGUUCACUAUUUUGAUUGUACGUUGUUGGCAGCAUAGAAGGAGAUUGAGGCGAAAUAGACUGUCUAAAGACCAGUUAAAGAAGAUUCCAGUCCAUAAAUUUAAGAAAGGGGAUGAAUAUGAUGUCUGUGCAAUAUGCCUGGAUGAGUAUGAAGAAGGAGACAAGCUGAGAAUUUUGCCUUGUUCUCAUGCUUAUCACUGCAAGUGUGUUGACCCAUGGCUGACAAAAACAAAGAAAAUAUGUCCUGUAUGUAAGCAGCGAGUUAUACGUGUGGCGGAUGACUCAAAUUCUGAUUCUGAGACUGAAAGUCAGCAGGGGGAAGAGCAGAUCUCUGAACGUACACCAUUGCUCCACCCAUCUUCAUCUUUGACAACCCAGUCAUUUGGAAGCACAGCAGAAUCCCUUGCACAGCAGGAUGACAAUGAUUCGUCAGAAUAUGAUGAUGAUGAUGAUGAUGACGUUGAUGACGAUUUUAAUGAUGGGGAGGAAAGGAAUAAUCCUACCGAAGCAGUCCAACUAGAACAAAGUAGUCAUUUGCACCAUGAUGAAAAUGUGGAGGAAAAUCGCCAUGGGCCAAUUACUGUGUAACAAUUUCUUGUAUCAUUGUUCAGACCUGCACUAAUUCCAUUUCUGUAUGGGGGAAAUGAACAAUAUUAAGCAACUUUUCAAAUCAUGUUAAAGCCAGCCUCCAUGAUCUUAUUUUCUUAUGAGAACUUUUUUCCUUUCUCUUUAAUUUUAUUAUGAAGUAUGUCUAUGGAAGCAACUGUUAAGAUAUUGUGUAUCACUACAUGAUGUCAAAACCAGACUUACCACUUAUCUGCCUUAGGUUCAAUCGGCUGUAUUGGUUUGUUUGUCAGUGAUGACAUUUUGAAGGUAUAGUGGAUUCACUGUUUAAAAUUUGGCAAACAGCACAAUGUUGUAAGUGGUCGUAUUGUCCCAUUCACUCUUUUUGGUUGAUUGUUUUAUUAACAACACAGUUCACAAGCUGUACAGCAGGCUUGCUCACUUCUGCCACCAUUUGAAGUUCACUGAUUCAGAAGUGUCUUCAUGUUAGACAGCAAUGUUUGUGUGCCAUGACUUAGCAUCUGGUAUUCCAGUGUUUUUGUCUUAGCUGCUCUGAUUUGAGUGGAUGACUGAUGGAUGCCAUUAACUCCAAGGAAAAGGAGGACCUUCUUUUUUGAAGUUACAAAAUGUUAGAUGGCGAUUUAAAUACUGAAGUCUUUAGAUCAUAUCCCCUACUUCCCCAGGCAGUGUCAGAAAUGUGUUGAUCUUUUAACUGUUUGUUAAUGAAAAUUACUAGAACAGAACAAGAACCUAACACUUGCAGCUAUAUGCGUUCCUGCUAAGUAUAGACUCUGUGGAGUAUUAAAUAUGUCUGCUGAUACAGUUUUACAAAGGAAGAAGAAUACAGAGUGAAGGAAUCAUCCUUAAGCUUUAUGUGACCAUUCUUGCAGUAUACUUGAGCUUCUCAGUAUGAGACAUCAAAGCAAAUGAGUAUUACAUAGGACUAGAAGAAAGGCCUUUGUAAUGGAAAAAUGUGCAAUGACUGCCUUUGGAUUAAGGCAACUGAGGUUCAGUUUUGUAGACUAAAUUGUAAAAUAAAUGAUGCAAUAGA
Molecule: messenger RNA, 2419 nt
Organism: Protopterus annectens (West African lungfish)
Lineage: Eukaryota; Metazoa; Chordata; Ceratodontiformes; Protopteridae
Gene: RNF167
Product: ring finger protein 167
Exons: 10
Coding region: 220-1392 (390 amino acids)
Biological process (GO): protein ubiquitination; positive regulation of DNA-templated transcription; ubiquitin-dependent protein catabolic process
Cellular component (GO): cytoplasm; nucleoplasm
Molecular function (GO): ubiquitin protein ligase activity
Source: RefSeq, a predicted model, not a curated record